Talaromyces stipitatus ATCC 10500 is the source of this 1608-nucleotide messenger RNA. RefSeq lists its product as uncharacterized. The transcript is spliced from 4 exons. NCBI's taxonomy places the organism in Eukaryota, Fungi, Ascomycota, Eurotiomycetes, Eurotiales, Trichocomaceae. Bases 1 to 1590 code for a protein of 529 amino acids. The record is from RefSeq and is a predicted model, not a curated record.
AUGACUACCUCGGACCUAUCCCAACUAUGGCAAUCCGCAAUCCAGGACUACGAAACCACAACCGGGAAAAAACUCCUCCUUUCAGCUCAACCAUUCACCAACAUGCAAGACGUCAUGCUCGGCACUGAAGAACUCUCCCUCAAAUUCAAAAGUUUUCGCGAUGACAAGAGUAAAGUGUCAAAGAUGAGGACGGCAUUUAAGAAUAAUAUGUGGUUGAUUCAGGGGAUUGUGAAUACGGUGCAGAGUGUUGGGAAUGCUGCUUCUGCGUUUCCACCAGCUAUGCCGGCGAAUUUGAUAUUUUCUGCUUUUGGACAGGUUAUGCAGUCCUUCGCCGAUGUCUCUGCUGAUUACGACAAAAUCAUGGGCUUUUUCGAAUUCACACAUCGAUUUUUGGAUAGAAUGUCCAUCAUUGACCAGAAAUUGCCGGAUAUGCCACAAUUUCAGCGUUGUGUGUCACGCGUGUUUUCAAGCAUACUCAAGAUUUGCGCAACUGCACAGAAAUAUACUGCCGAGAAACGAAUGAAAAAAUGGUUCGACAACUUACUAAACGGGACCGACGGUGCCCUAACCAGCGCAACCACAGAGCUAGAAGAAGCCAUCAACGAACUAAGCCAAGCCGUUGGUCUGACUACUUUGCGAACAAUCCAGAUCAUAGACGAAACGACGCAAGCGAUGAAUGGGAACAUCGACUUUCUCGUCUCAAAUGCACAUCUCAUCGACGAGCGAACACGAACCAUCGAAUCAAACACGGAUACAAUCAUUGACCAGAACCGGGGACUGGCAUCGAAACAGGCAGAGAUGACGGACAUGCAACGAGAAACGUUGCAGGAAAUGGCGCAGCAGUCACGACUACUUGGUAAUAUCGUUGGGUAUUUUGGGUCUAUCCAAAUGGGCGAGAAGUUUGGUCGGAAAAGUUUUCAGGAUAGUGUGUUGAAACUAGGUGUUGUUCGGCUGCGGUUGACGAGGUGGAGUCAGGCUGUUGGAUUGAACAAGGAAUUGGAUAAUGUAGAGUCUCUGUCGAGUGUGAAGAUUUCAGAGGAAGAUCUCCCCAUGGUCAAAGAGCUUCUGGGCAGGAUUAUGGAGAGCUUCGACGAUGCGGAGAGGACAUCCAGUCGGAUCAAGAAGCGGAAUCCUUCCUUGUCGUCUGGUAGCGUGCUGGAUCCGGCAAAGGAAUUAGAUGAUGCUGCGGUAGCACUCCAUGAGAGAAUGGAUACAAUCGUCAAAACCCGACAGGGACAAGAACCCGAGGAGGAGACAGAUCUAAUCCUUUACGAAGAAAAAAAUUUCACACGCUUAAUCGAGGAUAUCAGUGACUCGGUCGACGACCUCGUCAAUCUUUUUCCUGCAGUGCAGGAAACGCAGCAGAAGCUUUGUGAGGAGGAAGUGGACGAGAUUAAUAACAAGGCUGAAAAUGCGCUGUCGUUGCUGAAAGAAGCGGCCGAGGGCCAGGACAAUAUGCUCAGUAAGACGGUUACAAAGGUUAUUGAAUCAAGCACGACUUAUAAUAAUAGUGUUGUAUUUCAGGGGACUAAUUCAGGGUUUCAGAUUGGGAAUAAUAGGGGGAAGAUUAGCAAUGUGCGGUUUCACUGAAUAUAUGUCCAGUGUGGA